GCGGCCCCCAAACCCAUACCGGAGCCGAGCCCUUAACCCCUUUUCCCCCUUCUCCCCCCACUUCCCACUUCUUAACACCCCUUAUCCCCGCUGCGGGGUAGGGUCGGUUAUGACUCCAUCUUCAGGAGGCUAAGGACGUGGGCGACAGGCGAGUGUAUAUAUUGGAUAGUUUAGUCCCUUUCGUUGAGUCCCUUGAUCUUCGCCCCCGCCGCAGCCGAGACCAAAGACGACGUGAGAGAGAGAGACACCAAGCACAACCGAGCCCUUUACCAAAACAAACAAACAACCCCGAAGCCAUGGCUCCUAGCAUGACCCCUGGCCUCCAGGCGUCGAUUGAAAACUCCAAAUGCGAGUAUCGGCGCCUGGGAAACAGUGGCCUCCAGGUCUCGGUCCCCAUCUUCGGUUGCAUGAGCUUCGGUGACCCGAGGAAUAUAGACUGGGCCCUCGGCGAGGAGGAGGCGCUCCCCCUUCUCAAGGCCGCCUACGACAGGGGCCUCAACACCUGGGACACGGCCAACAUGUACUCAAACGGCGCAUCCGAGGUCAUCGUUGGCAAGGCGCUCAAGAAGUACAAGAUCCCCCGUGAGAAGGUCGUCAUCAUGUCCAAGUGCUACUUUGCCGUCGGCGAGGAGCCUGGACUGCGCGCCUUCUUUUUCAAGGAGCAGCUCAGUGCCUCCAAGGACUAUAUCAACAACUUUGGCCUGUCUCGCGCUGCCAUCUUCAACCAAGUCGAGGCGUCCCUCAAGCGCCUUGACACCCCUUACAUCGACCUUCUCCAGAUCCACCGCUUCGACCCGAAUACGCCCAUUGAGGAGACCAUGAAGGCACUCCACGACCUCGUCCAGUCGGGCAAGGUCCGCUACAUCGGCGCCAGCAGCAUGUGGGGGACCCAGUUUGCCCGCAUGCAGUUCUGCGCCGAGCGCAACGGGUGGACCAAGUUCAUCAGCAUGCAGAACCAGUACAACCUGCUCUACCGCGAGGAGGAGCGCGAGAUGAACCGCUUCUGCAAUGACACUGGCGUCGGCUUGAUCCCCUGGGCGCCGCUGUGCAGAGGACAUCUUGCUCGCCGGCCAGACCAAUACGGGAGCACCACCCGCAGCAAAGGGGAGAAGGAUAGCCAGCCCGGAGCGCAUGGAACGGUCGAGCCGGACUUGAGCAUCAUCAACCGCACGGUGGAGAUUGCGGAUAAGCACGAGUGGCCGAUCGCUCAUGUUGCCCUGGCCUGGAUCAAUAAGCGUGUCUCAAGCCCCAUCAUUGGCUUUAGCAAAGUAGAGAGAAUAGACGAAGCCAUCUCUGCGAGGGGGAAAGUGCUGACGGAAGAAGAGGAGAAAUACCUCGAGGAGCUUUACCAGCCGAAGGCUAUCAGUGGCCAUUCGUAAAGUCCAAGCAGAGCAGAGUUGAUAACCACCAUAUGGCAAUGCAGUCUAUAUCAAUAGUCCAUAGCAAUGCCAACCUCUUAACGACCAACAAAUGUCCAUCCCAACUCAGCACCCCCGUUUUCAACCUGCACCAGUUUUGGCUCAUCCCCAGGUACAAGAUCGAAUCCGUUGUCACUGAGUUUCAUGCCCUGUUUCUCGGAAAAGACAAACCCUUUCACCGGUUUCUCCGCAGAAACCUCGACCAACCCCUGACCGAGGUCCUUCACCGCAACACCCCUAUCGGGGAAGUCGAGAUACUUGAUGGGGUCGGGCCACGACGUAUCGCUACUCACCUGAGUUCCGCCCAGCAACAACGCUGCUUGGAUGACGAAGUGCUCGGGCUCGGCGACCGUUGCCUUGCCCCAGUCAAACUUAUACCCCAUCAACACCUCAGUACAACCAUUCGGCUGCACCUCAAUGUCCUCCUCGAUCCUCCCCCUCACCUCCU
This is a messenger RNA of Chaetomium fimeti, 1866 nucleotides long. Its product is annotated as NADP-dependent oxidoreductase domain-containing protein. The record is from RefSeq and is a predicted model, not a curated record. The transcript has 2 exons. Bases 297 to 1379 code for a protein of 360 amino acids. Lineage: Eukaryota; Fungi; Ascomycota; Sordariomycetes; Sordariales; Chaetomiaceae.